CGGCGGAGUGUGUACACAACUUCCGAUUCCUGAAAGAUGUCGAAUAACGCGCCCUUUACGAAGUCCAAAACAGAGAAGUUCCGUAAAUCUCGCUCCGUAUGCAUGGCUUUUUUCUGUAGAUGAUGGAUGAUAUAAUACAAGGUCAGGAGCCUCAAGGUUUAUUCUCCAAGCGUUCGUCUUCAAAUAUUCUCUCAGAUCCAAGGAUUUUGGCACAUUUACGGAUCGUGGCAGAAGAGGCUCAAAGCUCUGAGCAGAAUCACGAACAUGAUGAAGAAUCAGAGCUGCAGAACACGAAACGGGAGCUUGGGUUAAAGAUAGCGGCUUACAACAAAGGAAACCAACAUGGGGCAUUCCGACUGAUAUUGAAAGAGGAUUUAGGUUUCGAGGGAGCUUUACGUUUCUACUUUGAGGACGGGAAAGAGGAACUAACAAAGGCUCUACGCCUCACCAACAAAACUCUGGUUUCGGAGCUGCUACCAACGCUGAUCGAAAAGUUCAAGCCCGAUUUGGCCAACUCGGUAGUUGAGAAGAAGGCCAAACUUUAUGAAGUUUACGAAGAAGAUGAAAUCUGUCUAGAUCCUUCUGAUGCUCCACUUGAAAUUGCGUUGAAUGCCAAAAAGCAUCCAAGAUUUGUUUUACGUUUGGAUGUCAAAACUUCCCCUGAAACAAGUGCUGCAUCAAAUAGUGAAGGAGCCAUAAACAAGACAUCUGUGCCAAAUGGGACAGCUUUGAUUGAUCAUCCUACAAAUCAUAGUCCAAGUCCAUCACUUGCCAGCACCAGAACUGCUGGCAGUGAUAACAGUUCUUCUGGAAGCUUUACUGGACAAUCACAGUUAAGAAAUGACAGCCCUUUACCAAGUAGAAAGCCAUUUAUAAAGCCAAAAAGUCCAUCACCAACCCACAACACACUAAAUGACAAAAUGCCCUCAUCAGCAAGAGGCGAUAAGAUGAGAAACUUUUUCAGUUCCCCAAGGAGUGCUCUUGGCAUGUUUUUCGAUGGAGCAGGGAAUCAGCCAGAUCAGAGUUCUCAUGCCGCAAACAAAACUGCACGUUCAAAGCAUAAAAGAAAGGGAUCUCUUGGCCGUCUUAAAAAGAAGAAGGCAGAUCAAAAUACUACAACUGAACUUUCAACUGAGCAGAUGGCUCCAGGUAUUCUCAAGGUCUUUGGAGAUCAUGUUUCACCUGGCUCAAACUAUAAAAGUGUGCGAGCUACUGAGAUGACCACUGCAGAAGAAAUUGUUCAACAGGCUUUAGAGAGAUACUCACUUUCUACAGAGAAGGCUUCUGAUUAUGUGCUUUGUGAUGUAAUUGGAUACUUUACCAAGAGAAAAGGCAAUGUUAAAAAUGCAGAGGAAGAUGCUGAUAAGUGGGAAACAGAAUAUGCCAGGGUUAUUAGUGACCAAGAAAAACCUCUUGUGCUUCAACAAUUGUGGAAGCCAAUUGGAGGAUUUUCUCGCAGAUUUGAACUGCGGAAGAGGAGUGAAACUCAGGACUCCUCAUUUUUCAAACCAAGAGGUAGCAUUGCAAUUAUGAAAGCUGCAUCCAUGCGUGAAGCCCAUGUACCUACUAGUGUAAGGGAAAUCCGUCGUGAUACAGGACAAAGUGACGCAUCACACAUUUCAUCGAGUGAAGACCAGCUUUCAAGCAUCGGUAUUGAAGAGGGGGGCAGUUCUGGGCGAGCAUCUUUAAUUGCAUCACCAUUUAUUGCGCCCACGGACACACCACACCUUCUCCUUCUCAAAGGUUGUAGUAGCCCUGAUGACUACUUAUACCACAGGUUAGAUGAACAGUUAUCCGUGGUUGGUUGCCCUGUGCAUCAGCCUGAUAAUCAAUGUGCUGAUGUAAUUCUAUUUGCACCAGAUAUUUUACCACAACAUUGCACUUUGAUUAAAAGAGUGGAAUCAUCAAGUCCAGAUUUUGAACAAGAAUACAAUGAUUUGAAUUUUGCAGUUUAUUUAGAGCCUUCCAGAGGUGCUGACGUGUGCGUAAAUGGUGCAGCUGUUUUAUCUCCCACAAAGCUGAUCCCAGGAGACCUUGUUUCAUUUGGAAAGCAUUACUAUUUCCUAUUCAAAGAUCCCUCUCAAGUUGCGGAUAGUUCCAUGAAAUUAUCCUGGGUCAAUUAUUUGAAACAAUUUCACAAGAUGAAAAUGGCUGAGGAUGCAGAACAUGCAUCUGGUGUGCAAAAUAUUCAUGAUGGUGAUACUAGUAAUAUUUCAAAUGCCAAAGAUGGUAUUGAUGUUCCUGAUGAAGCACAGAAUGGUUUACGAUUGUCUUACUCUCAUCAAGAUGAGGAUUACCUGCUUGAUAUGAUAAUGAACAUGGUAGAUUUAUCAGGAGAUGGUUACAAAUUAUCCCCAUCAUAUCUGUUAAUCCUGUGCAUUGAACACUCUGCAAAAUAUCACACAGAGCUACAAACAAGACAGCUUCUCGUCAAGAUAUCAAAUGGAAUCCAGACAGUUGCAUCAGAAAAAACAGCAGAAAUGUCAAAGACAAUUGACAGAACAUCAGUUCCAGAAAAAGCUUUAGAAGAGCUUCUUCCUCAGCUACGACCAGUGGUGUUUUGGAUGGCCAAUUGUCUGCAAAUGUUGCCUUACCUCCAGUGCAACAUGUCUCGUUACAUCAAAGACCCAUCUCAAAUGGCUGAGAAUGGUGAUGACAGUUUGCUCAAUGCAGAUGAAGAACUGCUUAUGUUUCUUGAAGAAGUUAUCAUUUACACUUUUCAACAGACCGUCUAUCAUCUUACGAAGGUCUUGUAUAUCGCUCUUCCAGCGAUCUUGGACACAAAUCCAUUCCAAGACACAGACGAAAACAGUGACAAGAGACCACAGGAAGUGGAAACCGUAAUCAGCAUCUUUCAGAUCACUUACGAUGUUGUCAAAGCUUAUUCCGUUCACGAAGACAUACUUCAUCAACUCUUUGCGUAUUUGUUUUUCUUCACAAACGCGUCCUUGUUCAACACUUUGAUGGAGCGGGGAGCUGGGGGCAAGUUCUACCGCUGGGCUAAAGGAGCGCAGAUACGGGGCAAUCUGGAUAUGUUGGAGAGCUGGGCUGCCCAGGUGCAACUUCACGACGAGGCUAAUGAGUAUUUGAUCAGACUGUCCACCGCGGCUGAUUUAUUGGCCACACCCAAAGUACAGCUCCUACAGGCUGACUGGGUGACAAUCAGAAGAGAUUUCCCAGCACUCAACCCGGCCCAAGUGCAGCAAAUUUUGAGUGAAUAUCAACUCGGCCCAGGCAGGUCUCGGCCAAGAGGCUGGUUCCCCCCUCCGGAGGAAGUAGAGCCUGCACUCCGCACGGCGGACAUGUUAUUGAACUUCUCAGAACAUCCACCAUUGAAACUCCCGACUGAAGGAUUUGUACUGGACUUUGAGAAUGGACCUACGGAUCAGUCCUUCUACCACUAUUUAGAUACGAUUAAACAAGCAAUGAAUCCAGGUCUCGGAAAAAAUGGAUCAGGUACGGCAAGAGUGAACGGAAUCAACAGAGUUCAACAACCAGAACCGGAAGUGCUUCAUUCAGAUGUGAUUCGUACUUCGUCAUUUACACAUGGUCAAGAUCACGUGCCUAAUUUGGUAGUCUCCCCAGCCUCCCCCUCAAAGGACAAGAAAGAAUUCACAUUCGAGACGGUCAUGUCUAAUUCACCUCCAUCCAGGGAAGAGGACGAAACAAGUGUUCCCAAAGAAAAGAGAUCUGUCGCCUCUGUUGAGAGAAGGGAGACUCCCCCUAGAGAUAGGGAUGCGUCGCCAAAUAAACCAAGAACAUCAGAUCCAUCUCUGGCAGAGAACUCCGAAUUUGCUAAUGGUGGAAAGCGUCCCCUUUCCAGAUUAGUUUCAGGCCAAAAGAUUCCUUCCAGAUCCAGUUCUCCAGUUAAUCGUUUAGAGGGACGUGAUUCCGCUGGGCUGUCCGAUGAGGACCCUUCUGUGGUGUCUGCCAGAACACUGGAGAGUAAAGACCCCAGGGCUUCAGACGUACCCCUGAUAGAAGUCAAGGAUGAAAAUCAAAACAUGGCAGCUGUGCCGGAGAGAAGAGCAGCUUCGCCGUACACGAACGACAACUCCAAGUGGGUUGAAGUUACUGGUGCCGUGACGCGUGAUGCCGUAAACAUUGCAGACGGAUUGUCAGUACUUCCGGUGGACGACUCAGAAACGAACGAAGAACUAGCUUUACAGAUAGCGAUAGACCCAACGGUUGAAACUUCUAAGGAAUUCGACGAGAGACGAGCGCUUCAGAAGGCGAAGCUUUUGAGCCGUUUGAGAAAUGAAUCCGAUGUUGAUCUUGGAGGAGAAAUACCUGAAGGUACAAGUGACUCACCGGCCAAACUGGAGGGUAUGAGGGAAAAUGAUGACCGACAGGAUGACGUGUUUAUUGUAGAGCUGGAGAAAGGAGACGAAGGAAUAGGCUUGGGACUCAUUGACGGUCUGUACACACCAUUACGGUCCCCCGGGAUUUAUGUCCGGACCCUGGUGGCUGGAGGACCAGCUAUAAAGGAUGGUCGGCUUCGUCUUGGUGAUCGUAUCCUUGCUGUAAAUGGAACCAGUCUCGUUGGAGCCGAUUAUCAAAGUGCCAUGCAGCAAAUCCGUGAAGCAGGGAAGCAGUUAUCUUUCUUAGUGGCUAAGUCUGAUAUUCAUGUGGCGAUGAAGAUCACAGCUUCAAGUUGCUAGCAAUCCCACAAAUAUAGAGGUACCUCGUCACGUUGUUAUGUCAUGUCACGCAGUAGGAACGUUGUUGCGUGACAUCCCAAACAUGCAAACAUGGGCUGCGGGAAAGACCGAGUGACCAAGUUUUGGCAGGACCCAGUUCGGAGGCCUGUUCUACUUUUUAAUCGAGUUAAACAUCAAAGACUAAUUUUCCUCACCUUUGUGGAGUGAUGAAAACUGAAUAUACUGACAAAAAUGUUUCGUAUUCAAUAGCUGGAACUAGAAUUUUUACGAGAGCAACUUUUCGCUUAACUCGUCAACCAAGAAACUCGAGUGGUUUGUAUUUUUGCACAUUUUUAUCUUCCGGAGUGUGGAGUUUAUAACCACUUUUAUGAUAUUGAUUGUGUGAUGUGAUCUCUGAGGAUUUUUUCUACAUACUUUACAAUGUACACCCUAUCAUGUGUGCCCACGUUACCCUCAGUUGUCAGAUUCAUACCCACGCCUUGGACUUUUCGUGCUUUUUAUAUUUUAUAUAUUUUAAUGGUUAUUUAUCCUGAGUCAUAUUAUGCCGUUCAAGUUGUUUAUCGCUGUGAUUCUCAACGCACUUUUGAAUAAAAUACGAUUUCCUAA
Molecule: messenger RNA, 5267 nt
Organism: Pocillopora damicornis (cauliflower coral)
Lineage: Eukaryota; Metazoa; Cnidaria; Anthozoa; Scleractinia; Pocilloporidae
Product: ras-associating and dilute domain-containing protein
Biological process (GO): signal transduction
Molecular function (GO): GTPase binding
Source: RefSeq, a predicted model, not a curated record